GUAAAUAUAUUUUCAGGUACCAAUUUCUCAAAUAUGAUUCUGUUGUGUUGUUUUGGUGAAUCUAUUACAUUUUUUUUUACUGUCAAGAGAGGGAUCCUUUUGUAAUUUACACAUUUCCCCUGCUUCUCCGUUUACUCUCUGUCUGGCCAUCGAUCUUAGUCCCAUCCCCAGGAAUCUCCGGCUUCGAAAAAAUCUACCGGCGAUUAAGAGCGAAGCAGAGAUCGAAUGGAAGAUGCAGCUGCUCCUAAUUCUGGUUCCGAUUUAAACCUCGGAGGAAAACGCGGCAGAUCUAUCGAAGAAUGCCAGGACAUGAUUCAGAGAAGUUUCCGAAACCCAAUUGUGAAGUUUCUGAUGGAGCAAAUGGAGAAAUCUGGGUGUAGAGUUGGUGAUAAUUUCAUAAAGGCAGUUGUUUGUACUGGACCUGUAGCUGGAGGCUUCACCAAAGGAAGAGGGAUCACUGUCUGCAGUAACUAUCUGACCAUUCAAGAUGAAGUGAAUCAAGUGGUUAUACAUGAGCUAAUCCACGCUUAUGACGAGUGCCGAGCCAAGAAUUUGGAUUGGACUAACUGUGCUCAUCAUGCUUGCAGCGAGAUACGCGCAGGUCAUUUGAGCGGCGAUUGCCAUUUCAAGAGAGAACUUUUGAGGGGUUUCAUUAAAUUAAGAGGGCAUGAACAAGAGUGUAUAAAGAGAAGAGUCUUGAAAUCGCUUCGUGGCAACCCGUAUUGCUCGGAAGUAGCAGCCAAAGACGCCAUGGAAGCAGUGUGGGAUACUUGUUACAAUGACACUAAGCCUUUUGACAGAGCUCCUUGAAGGUCGAUAUAAAAGCCGGAAAUAACUGUUGGAUUCAACCGUUGAUUUUUUCUGACAGUCCAACCAUUUUGGCCGAGUGAAACUUCAGUAUUUGUUUAGAUUUUGUACGCUGUUGUUGUUUGAAACAGUGGGAAAAGGUCUAAUACACAGUCUUUGAUUUCAAGUGGAUUUUGCUUGAAAGUAAAAUUUUGAUUUAUGGAUUUGUAUUUAACAUCAUACUAUAGAGGAAGAGUUAGCUCUGCAUCGAGCAUCAUUAAGUAAAACGUCC
Thlaspi arvense is the source of this 1078-nucleotide messenger RNA. The record is from the annotation of a GenBank genome assembly. NCBI's taxonomy places the organism in Eukaryota, Viridiplantae, Streptophyta, Magnoliopsida, Brassicales, Brassicaceae.